Messenger RNA from Lacerta agilis (Sand lizard), 927 nucleotides. Its product is annotated as sex hormone-binding globulin-like. NCBI's taxonomy places the organism in Eukaryota, Metazoa, Chordata, Lepidosauria, Squamata, Lacertidae. The coding region runs from base 27 to 887 and encodes 286 amino acids. Gene Ontology annotation, molecular function: steroid binding. The transcript is spliced from 5 exons. The record is from RefSeq and is a predicted model, not a curated record.
CGCCUCCCUGCUCCGCUCGACAGAUCAUGGCGAAGAACGAGGGGCACACCGUCCUGCUGGCAGUGGACGGCGAUGACCAGCUGACCCUCAACCACGUCUCCGAAGCCAUCGUGGAGGCCCCUGUCUUCGCCCUGCGCAUUGGCGUCGGGGGCUUGCUGAUCCCCACGGAGGAGCUCCUUGUCCCACUGAACCCGGCCAUGGACGGCUGCAUGAGGCGAUGGAAUUGGCUGAACAAGAGCACCGAGUGGCUGGAAGGGACGUCCCUGGAGGACAAAGACACCAAGGUCUGCUUCCCCACCGUCCGCAGGGGGAGUUUCUUCCCAGGGAACGGACUGGCCACCUUCUCUCUCUCAGACCUCCCUACCGGAGUCAUCUCUGCCAAUCGGAGUUGGUCCCUGACUGUGGAGAUGUGGAUCGGGGCCGCCCCGCAGUCAGCGCCCUUGCUGGCCACCUCCGCUUUCCCCCUGCGCUUAAGCCUGCAUCGCACGGAUCUGACGGCUCACCUGGGGAACAAGACGGUCCUUCAGGUGCCCUUCCCCCCGGGGGGCUGCCUAGAUGCCCCCCUCCACCUGAGCAUCACCCCGUCCCACGCCACGCUGCGCCUGGGCGACGCGGAGACCUCGAAGCCCACCCCGAAACUGGAUUUCGAAAGCCUGAAGCACAUCUGGCUGGGGAAAAAGGGGGGCUUCCUCAUCGGGGGGCUGCCUGGACAGGAAAAAUUCCCGCUGGCCCAGGAGAGGAAUUUCUUCCGGGGCUGCCUGCGUGGGAUCCGGGUUCAAGGCCACGAGCUGGACUUUGAUGAGGUGCAAUCUAGGAGCAACUCUAUCUGGCCCCACAGCUGCCCCGGAGCCGACGUAGGCCAGGCCAAGGCGGACCAAGAGGAGUAGGGAGCACGUCGCCGGCGCAUCUUUUCCCGCGGAGUCGCCC